Molecule: messenger RNA, 7127 nt
Organism: Hemiscyllium ocellatum (epaulette shark)
Lineage: Eukaryota; Metazoa; Chordata; Chondrichthyes; Orectolobiformes; Hemiscylliidae
Gene: samd13
Product: sterile alpha motif domain containing 13
Exons: 9
Coding region: 194-1750 (518 amino acids)
Molecular function (GO): protein binding; DNA binding
Source: RefSeq, a predicted model, not a curated record
UACACACAAAAAUCCAACCUGCAGGGCCAUCACAACCUGCAAACUAGGAGGAAGGAGAGAGAGAGAGAGAGAUUCCUGACCACAGCAGAGAAUUUCAAAGCGAGAGAGAGAGAGAGAAAAAUCUUCAACACAAUGAAAAAUAAUUAAAGUGCUGAAGAGAACCCGGACUUUUAACAAGAGGAUUUGAGGGGCGAUGGAGAUGCAGUAUAAAGAGUGGAUCCUGGAGACUAUUGACUCUUUGCGGACCCGGAAGGCUCGGCCCGAUGUGGAGCGGAUCUGCCGAAUGAUCGAGCGCAAAUACGGUCUGUCCCCGGCCGAGACCCAGCAGCAGCUGGAGAAGCUGGUGCGGGCCGAGCUGGUCAUCAAAGUGGCUUAUAAAGGCUCCAACAGCUACCGGAACGCGGCCAAAUGGUACAAAAACAAGCAGAGGAAGAAACCAGCCCCCGCCAGCCCCGGGGAUGGUGCCCCGGCCUCGGUGACCCCGGUAGCGGGCUCCAGGAGCAUCCUGCAGGCGGUCAGCGAGCUCCACAAGCGCAGCCAGAGGCGCCACCCGCCGCAGCCGCAACACCUCGGCUGCCAGCAGCAACCCGACAGAUACUCCAGCCCCAGCCAGCCCCCAGAGCCCGGCCAGCAGCAGGAGGAAGGGGCGCCGGACGAAGGCUGGAGGGGUGUCAGCCUCCGGGACAUCGAGAGGCACUUGGCAGCCGCCCCCCCGCACGCCCCCGGGGCGCGGAGGCUGGCUCGGGCCAGGCUGCAGCUGGCGCUCAAGCGGGAGACGAGCAGGGGCCGGCUGCUGCAGACGGCGUCCGGGCACUACACCCUGCCCCCGCCGCCCCCGCCCGGGCCGGGACCAGGGCAGGGUACCGGGCGGAGGAGGAGGAAGGAGAAGCUGGAGAUGAACGGGGCACCAGGAGGAGGCGCUGCACUCACCCCUAAGGGAUACACGAGGACUCGGAAAGAGGAAGCAAUUGAACCGAAUGCUUUGUUAAUUAACCCUCCGGCAGCUGCAGCCUCUCCUGACAGCGAGUGUAUGGAAGCAGAACUAAAGGAUAUCGAAGAAUGGAACAGUACUCCAGAUUUGGAGCAAGAUGUCUGUGGGACUGAGUCAUUGGAACCCACAUCCAAACAGAACAACUGCAAGAAUAAUAAAGCUCCAAACUACACACAUCCAACUGAAUCGUCGGUAUUCUUGAAUUGUGACACUUAUAAGAAGUCUCGUGACAUGAACAGUCAUACCCAGGAUGUGUCAGGACACUCCACAGAUCAAUGGUCGUAUGGAGAAUGUGUGUCUAGCUCCAGGGAAGAAACUGGACAAAGGAUGUUACUCAUUCGACUUGCCUCUCCUGAUCCUGCCCUGAAACAUGACACAGCCAAGGAGGAAGCUAUUCCUGAGCAGGGAGCAGCAGUUCCUGAAUUACGAGGAGCCUCCUGUCUCCCCACCCCCUCAGCGUCUCCUGUCGAGAUGGAGACUAUCGAAAGUGGCUCAACGAAAAGCCCGACAGAAAAUGGGAAGCUGCUUGAUCCUGCGGAAUGGACAAUUUUAGACGUUUUCAAUUACUUCAAGAAAGCUGGCUUUGAAGACCAGGCUGUCGCCUUCCAGGAACAGGAGAUAGAUGGCAAAUCCUUACUCCUCAUGAAGAGAAGCGACGUUCUGACAGGCCUCUCGAUCAAGCUGGGCCCUGCACUCAAGAUUUACGAGUACCACGUGAAAGCGUUACAGUUACACCACCUGAAAAGCAGCUCCCUGUAGUGCUACAGGUGGUCUGGGAACUCGCGGGUACCUUUUGGGGGUGGGUUGGUGUGGGAGAGGGAGGGGGAGGGGGUGUCGAAAUCCAGCCGCCAUUUCCUCACGGCUACCACCUCCCCCUCCCCAGUUCCUCCUGAUGGUUGCAUGUAGGACAAUGUCCUCCUGUUUGUGAGUGUGGAUUGCAGACGCUCGGUGUCAUAGGAAAUUGUUUGAGUGCUUUUCGAGACCUCGGGCAGGGAGCAGGACUUUCGAUGAGGCAACACGGCUGUGUGCAUCAACUCUGGGAGCUCUCUUCCAUCUGCUUCUGAGUUGUGGUGCUUUGACGUCACCAGUGACUGACGUUGUGUUUACUCCGGUACACAUCGUGACCUGAGGGAACUCUCAAACCCUUGACCAGACGGCUGUGGGACUCCUGCAAUAAUUCAUUGCUUUUGACUGUGGAUUUUUUGCCCUGGGCACUUUUGCAAGAGAGAUAAUGUCCACGUUUGCAAAAUCCUCCAUUUUAUAUUAACGUGUAGCCUUUAAGCGGGUGCAGAUGGAUGGCUGGAAGAGUUUACCUGGCUUUCCAGUUUUAGCGUUUGACUGACACUGUCGUUGUCAAUUUUAAUGUCGAAGGCUGUGUCUCGGAAUGUGGCUUUGGCUCUGUGCUGAAGGGUCCGCAACUUCUGUGCAUCUUUUUAGCUGAAAAGUGGGUGAGGUCGCCCAACCCAAAGUGGAAGAUUUUUGGAUUUUGGUCUGACCUGUCUUUCCUCGCCUCAUGUUGAGCUUCAGAGGGUCAGUAACGAGGCACUCCCUUCCAGACAGGGUGGUGUUCGCUAGCUCUGUAAAGAUCCCGCCCACCAACAGUUCAUGGAGGGAGCCAGGCCUCAAACUGAGAGCAGCAGACACGAGACGUGAUUGUCAAACCCAUUUCCGGAGGGCCCGUUUGAUGGUUACAGAGAAGGAGAGAUGAAAAGGAGUUACUUUUCAUUCAUGGAAAGUGUGUGUGGUUGGCAGGGCCAGCUUACAACCAUAAAAUACACAAGCAGAAUGAGGCCAUUCAGCCCAUCGAGUCUGCUCCGCCAUUCAAUCAUGGCUGAUCUGUUUCUCAACCCCAUUCUCCUGCUUUCUCCCCAUAACCUUUGAUCUCCUUCACAGUCAAGGACCUAUCUAUCUGUCUUAAAUACACUCAGUGACUUGGCCUCUGUAGCAAUCGAUUCCACAGAUUCACCAACAAAAGCAGAAGUUGCUGGAAAAGCCAGUACCUGUGAAGAGAAAUCGGAGUUAACAUUUCAGUCCCGUGACUCUUCCACAGAUUCCCCACUCCUUGGUUGCAGAAAUUUCUCCCUCUCUCAGUUCUAAAGGGUCGUCCUUUCAGUCUUGAGGCUAUGCCCUAGUGUUCUGGUCUCUCCUACUGGUGGGAGCAUCUCCACUUCCACUCACCCAGGCCUCAGGAAAUUUCAGUCAGAUUCCUCUCGUCCUUCUAAACUCCAUUGAGUACAGACCCAGAGUUCUCAAAUGACAAUCCCUUCAUCCCCAGGAUCAUUCCUGUAAACUCCUCCGGACACCCACUAAUUCCAGCAGAUCCAGGGUGGCACGGUGGCACAGUGGUUAGCACUGCUGCCUCACAGCGCCAGGGACCUGGGUUCGAUUCCUGCCUCAGGCGACUGACUGUGUGGAGUUUGCACGUUCUCCCCGUGUCUGCGUGGGUUUCCUCCGGGUGCUCCGGUUUCCUCCCACUGUCCAAAGAUGUGCGGGUCAGGUGAAUUGGCCAUGCUAAAUUGCCCGUAGUGUUAGGUAAGGGGUAUGGGUGGGUUGCGCUUCGGCGGGUCGGUGUGGACUUGUUGGGCCGAAGGGCCUGUUUCCACACUGUAAGUAAUCUAAUCUAAAAAAAAUCCUUCCUCGGAUAUGGGUUCCAAAACCACUCUCCGUAUUCUAAAUGCAUCUAACUAGAGCCUUAUACAGCCUCAGCAGUACAUCCCUGCUCUUGUAAUGAAUAGCAUUUAUUGUCCAUCCUAAUUGCCCAGAGGGCAGUUAAGAUUCACCCACAUUGCUGUGGGUUUGGAGUCACAUGUAGGCCAGACCAGGGUAAGAAUGGCAGAUUUCCUUCCUUAAAAACCAAGUCGGUUUUUACAACAAUCAACAGUCAUCUUCGUGGUUACCAUUAGGCUAACUUUUUAAUUCCAGAUUUUCUUCUUUCUUUGAAUUCAAGCUUCGAGUAAAAAAUGAGGUCUGCAGAUGCUGGAGAUCACAGCUGAAAAUGUGUUGCUGGUUAAAGCACAGCAGGUUAGGCAGCAUCUCCUGAUGAAGGGCUUAUGCUCGAAACGUCGAAUUCCCUAUUCCUGAGAUGCUGCCUAACCUGCUGUGCUUUAACCAGCAAUACAUUUUCAGUUGAAUUCAAGCUUGACCAUUUAUCAGGGUGGGAUUUGAACCCAUAUCCUCAGAAGGCAUUCUGGACUGCUAGGCCACUGAGAUUACUACUGUGCCUCUGUCUCCCCAUUCAACCUCAUUCCCAACCCCCAUGCAGCUCAAAACGUUUGGUCAUAUUCUUCAUGAAGGAAGUUCUGUAUAAUUUGCGGAAUAAAAUCCGUAAAAACUGUGGAUGCCGUAAAUCACAAACAAAACAGAAUUUGCUGGAAAAUCUCAGCAGGUCUGGCAGCAUCUGUGGAGAGAAAUCAGAGUUAAUAUUUCGGGUCCAGUGACACUUCAGAAUAAAUGGCAAGUUGACCAGGUACAUACAGCACACAGACUGCAGUGGUUCAACAAAGCAGCUUAGUACCACCUUCUCGAGGAGCAAAUAGGGACGAACAAUAAAUGCUGGGCCCAGCCAAUGACACCCACGUCCUGAAAGUGAAAUAUUGCCCCUAUUUCAUAUCCCCAGAUUCAGAAAAGUGAGGAUGGUUUAAUAAUUUUUACAGAUUAUGUUGCUGUGUUGUGUAUUUACAUAGAAAAUUAUGUAGCAGUAGUAAUCUCCUUGACAAUUACUAUCCAUCACAUUUUCCAUUACUAGUGACCUACACUGACCUGAAGAUGAGUCAUUCGCUCUCAUUGUAGAAGGACGCGGCCUUUGAAUCGAUUUGGCAAUGUAAGUUGUAUGCUUAGAAGGUCCCUUUAGUUUAGUCUCUAGCACAUCCCAAGAUAAAAUUAUGAGGGGCAUGGAUAGGAUAAAUAGGCAAAGUCUUUUCCCUGGGGUGGGGGACUACAGAACUAGAGGGCAUAGGUUUAGGGUGAGAGGGGAAAGAUAUAAAAGAGACCUGAGGGGCAACUUUUUCACACACACGGUGGUAGGUGUAUGGAAUGAGCUGCCAGAGGAUGUGGUGGAGGCUGGUACAAUUGCAACAUAGAAGAGGCAUUUGGAUGGGGAUAUGAAUAGGAAGGGUUUGGAGGGAUAUGGGCCGGGUGUUGGCAGGUGAGACUAGAUUGGGUUGGGAUAUCUGGUCGGCAUGGACGGGUGGGACCUAAGGGUCUGUUUCCAUGCUGUACAUCUCUAUGACUCUGAGGGGCUAGGGGCCAGGUGGUAUCAAGCAUCAUAGUUUCUAUUGAUACUUGUCUUCAAGCAGAUAAAAGUAAGGGACAAUGCAAUGCUCUAUCUCUCACUCUCUCUCUCUCAACCUCUCUCUCUCUCUCUCUCUCUCUCUCUCUCUCCCCCCUCAAUCUCUGCCCACCUCUGAAGCAAAUCUCUUUCUGCUUAGUUCUAAGUAAGGGUGGCUGGAUCUGAAGUGUUAACUCUGCAGUCUCUCCACAGCGGCUGUGAGUUUCUCCCGCUGCUUCUGGUUCUUGCCGACAGUUGGUUUCUUUUCCUCUCUGCUCAAGCUAUGAUUGGAAGCUGAGCACACGCUGAGAUAUAGCAACAAGUGAAGUUGUUACAGUUCAGCGAUUUUCCCCUCCAUCCUUCCAUUUUCACAGCCCAGUGAGAAAUUUGCAUAAGCAGUUGGUAGCACCACUCCAAGUCAAACUUGUGUUGCUCAGAGAUGAGACAUUGAGUGGCAUUGCUGAUUCUAAUCAGCUUUAACCAAGAACCUUAUGAUCAUGAUAUUGCAAAAUGUGGGCUGUUUACAGUGUUAUCCCAGCCUUUUUAAUAGUUUAUCAUUGAACUUGCAACAGGCUAAUACCAAAUAGUUGAAUUUAUUUACGGUUAAGCACUACACAAAAUCUAAAAGUGACAACAGGGAAUGAAGAUGAGUCAUAUCAGACUUUAAACUUCCUCUCCCCACAGACCUGCUGAGUUUCUCUAGCACUUUCUGUUUUUAUUUUAGAUUUCUGGCAUCUGCAGUACUUUGCUUUUAUUAGCCAGGUGCUGAAACCACACAAUCAUCUUCAUUAAAAUAAAGUAACCUUCCUUCAGAUGGACCGCAGUGUGUCCAAGUGGCAACUCCCUUUCACCUUCUCAAGGGCAGAUUGGGACGAGCAGUAACGGUUAGCCCAGACAGGGAUGUCCCUGCCCUGGGGGUGAAACUAUUUAUAAUCAGCCUGUGGCUGGGUGGGUUAUCGUCAUCUUUUGGGAAAUGAGCUUGUGAGAUUUGAGGACCAACAGGGUUUUUUUUGAAUGCUGCUUUCAAGAAAUAUUUUGAAAAGGAGGAUGGUGGGUGUGCCGUCAGAGCCCAGGUUUUGAUUAGUAAAGGGAGGUCUUUUAGAACAAGGUACAAUAGGAAAAGGCCCUUCAGCCCACAUGACGCCAAAUUAAACUCAUCCCUUCUGCCUGCCCUUGGUCCAUAUCGCUCCAUUCCUUGCAUAUUCAUGUGCUUAUCUAUAAGUGUCUUAAACCUCCUUAUUGUAUCUGUCUCUGCCACCACCCCUGGCAGUCUCCUACCAGUCUGUGUGAAAAACCUGCUCCUCACAUCUCAUUUGAACUUUCCCCGUCAGCUCAAAUGCAUGCUCUCUAGUUUUAGAUGUUUCAACUCUGGGAAAAAGAUUCUAACCAUCAGCCCUAUCUAUGCAUCUCAUAAUUUUAUAAACUCCUAUCAAGUUUCCCCUCCGCCUUUGUCGCUCCAGAGAAAACAAUCAAGAGUUUCUCUAGCCUCUCCUUGUAAUUCAUUCCGUCUAAUCAAGGCAGCAUCCUGGUAAACCCCUUCUACACCCUCUCUAAAGACUCCACAUCCUUCCUGUAAUGUGGUGACCAGAAUUGAACAUAAUACUCUAAGUGCGGCCUAACAGAGUCUUAUAAAGUUGUAACAUGGCAUCCUAACUCUUGUACUCAAUUCGCCAACCAAUAAAGACAAGCAUGCCACAUGCCACCUUCACCAUCCUGCCUACUUGCUUGGUGAAGAUUUUUACCCAAAGAGCAGAAAUAAAAUCCAGAAACCAAGGAUAUAAUUUUAUAUCGUGGAGGACACCAUUUCUUGUUAAUUUAAUGUAAAUUUCACCAAAGGUUCUCAGACAGCACCUGUCAAACCCAUCUGCA